This is a messenger RNA of Daucus carota subsp. sativus, 1547 nucleotides long. RefSeq names its product probable protein S-acyltransferase 1. The record is from RefSeq and is a predicted model, not a curated record. The coding region runs from base 225 to 1430 and encodes 401 amino acids. Gene Ontology annotation, cellular component: Golgi apparatus; endoplasmic reticulum. The transcript is spliced from 5 exons. Gene Ontology annotation, biological process: peptidyl-L-cysteine S-palmitoylation; protein targeting to membrane. Gene Ontology annotation, molecular function: protein-cysteine S-palmitoyltransferase activity. NCBI's taxonomy places the organism in Eukaryota, Viridiplantae, Streptophyta, Magnoliopsida, Apiales, Apiaceae.
CUCCGAGACGGAACCCAAACAAAAAGGAAGAGAAAAUCGACGAGGGUUUUGUUUCUGGGGGCGUUAAUUGGAAGAAAAACAAAUGAGGGGUUGCUUGAUCAACCUUCCCCCUCAAGAAACAUAAAUAUUUAAUUUGCAUGUUUUAACAUUUUUUUUAUUGAACGUUACGAUUUGCAUUAUUGUUACGCUUCAAUUUUUCUUGGCUCCUUCCUGGCUUUGGAGUCAUGUAUCCUCCUUCAAAUUCAAGGGUCAGGCUUUAUCAAGUUUGGAAGGGCCAUAAUAAAUUUUUCUGCGGCGGGAGGUUGAUCUUUGGUCCUGAUGCAUCAUCGGUAGCUAAAACUGUAUCCUUGAUAGGAAUUCCAGCAAUAGCUUUCUGCAUUAAAACGUUUCUUAAUGUAGCCAAAAACAGUCCUCUGCGCGGUUACAGCGUGCUGAUUGUGGGAAUUGUUCUCCUUCUGUUGGAUCUAAUUUUCCUCUUUGUAACAUCUGGAAGUGAUCCGGGAAUAGUACCAAGGAGCUCAACGCCUCCUGAAUCAGGGACAACAUCAACUUUGUCUAUGGAUUGGUUGAGCCGUUCCAUGAGUGGUCGGAAAGUGCCUAGAACCAGAGAUGAGAUUGUCAACGGCAAAACUGUUAGAUUGAAAUUCUGCCAAACUUGUAUGAUAUACCGUCCACCACGUACUUCUCAUUGCUCAAGAUGCAACAACUGUGUGCUAAAGUUUGAUCAUCAUUGCCCAUGGGUGGGACAAUGUAUUGGAAUCCGUAAUUAUCCUUAUUACAUCCUGUUUAUAACAUCAUCAACGGUUUUGUGCAUAUACGUCUUCACCUUCACUUUGAUACAUGUUCUUCAAGAAAAAGGAAGUUUUUGGAUGGUACUGGCACGAGACAUAUUGUCAGUCAUCAUACUGGUGUAUUGCUUCUUAUCUGUUUGGUUCGUCGGUGGGCUUAGUGUAUUCCAUCUGUAUCUGAUGUGCACGAAUCAGACAACUUAUGAGAACUUCCGUUCCCGUUACGAUAACAAGAAAAACCCUUAUAAUCGGGGCAUUUUGAACAAUCUUAAAGAAUUAUUUUCAACUAAGAUCCCUCCACCACUGGUUGAUUUCCGAGAACUGGUGCUUGAAGAUGAAUCUUUAUGUACAGAGUCCUAUAGAUUAAAAGGAAAAACAUACAUAGGAACUGAAGCCGUGCUUGGCAAAUAUCACGGAUCAAAUGUUUAUUCUUCUCCCAGGAGUGUGAAUCUCCCUGGGGAUAAAAAUAACACAGAGGGGAACAAGGAGGCAAGUGGAAGGUUUGGAACAGGUUCAAUUUCAUCUCCUCUCUUUCCAGGAUCAAGAUUAAGAAGGUCUCAUUCCUUCAGUGGAGUUACUUCUGUUGACAAUGCCCGCUGUGAAGAUAUUAUGUUCCUUCGAGUUUCAUCAGCAUAUCAUUAAAUGUAAAGGCGAGUUAUUCAUACAUGCUUAUGAGUUAUGAUAUUCGAUGCUCUGAAAACGGACAAAGUAUCCUUGUUAAGAUAUUUCCUUUACCAAGUCUGGAUCCCGAGCAGACUU